AUGUGGAUUGGUGACCUAACUGUGUUGACCCGACCACAUCAACACAACCAUAAACGUGCCAUAGACACUCAGGUGGAGACACUCUGUUACACCGUCGGAAAUGACACUUGUACAAACAUGGAUGAUCAAGUUAACAGUGACCACGACACAACAGGAAGACACACAGGGGAGCAGGGAAAGAGAACAACCUCCACUGUCCCCCACAAGCCUCCACUGUCCCCCACAAGCCUCCACUGUCCCCCACAAGCCUCCACUGUUCCCCCACAAGCCUCCACUGUUCUCCCACAAGCCUCCACUGUUCCCCCACAAGCCUCCACUGUUCUCCCACAAGCCUCCACUGUUCCCCCACAAGCCUCCACUGUUCUCCACAAGUCUCCACUGUUCCCCCACAAGCCUCCACUGUUCUCCACAAGCCUCCACUGUUCUCCACAAGCCUCCACUGUUCUCCACAAGCCUCCACUGUUCCCCACAAGCCUUCACUGCUCCCCACAAGUCUCCACUGUUCCCCCACAAGCCUCCACUGUUCCCCCACAAGCCUCCACUGUUCUCCACAAGCCUCCACUGUUCCCCCACAAGCCUCCACUAUUCUCCACAAGCCUCCACUGUUCUCCACAAGCCUCCACUGUUCUCCACAAGCCUCCACUGUUCCCCACAAGCCUUCACUGCUCCCCACAAGCCUCCACUGUUCUCCACAAGCCUCCACUGUUCUCCACAAGCCUCCACUGUUCUCCACAAGCCUCCACUGUUCUCCACAAGCCUCCACUGUCCCCCACAUGCCCCCACUGUUCUCCACAAGCCUCCACUGUUCUCCACAAGCCUCCACUGUUCUCCACAAGCCUCCACUGUCCCCCACAUGCCCCCACUGUUCUCCACAAGCCUCCACUGUUCCCCACAAGCCUCUACUGCUCCCCACAUGUUUCCAGUCAUCAGACAUUAUAUGGACUUGUUCUCACUGGGUCAUCAAUAUGCUUCUUCACAUCAUCAUUGAUGAACGUGUCGGAGACAUGUACUCUACUGGAAUCAUCAUUGCUUCUUCAUGUCAUCGUUGAUGGAAGUGUUAGAGAUAAACACUCAGCAACUACCAAAUUGCGUUCAGAAGACGAAGAUAACAAAGCUUAA
Messenger RNA from Procambarus clarkii (red swamp crayfish), 1119 nucleotides. NCBI's taxonomy places the organism in Eukaryota, Metazoa, Arthropoda, Malacostraca, Decapoda, Cambaridae. The record is from RefSeq and is a predicted model, not a curated record.